Molecule: messenger RNA, 1539 nt
Organism: Anastrepha ludens (Mexican fruit fly)
Lineage: Eukaryota; Metazoa; Arthropoda; Insecta; Diptera; Tephritidae
Product: mitochondrial 2-oxodicarboxylate carrier
Exons: 3
Coding region: 363-1355 (330 amino acids)
Source: RefSeq, a predicted model, not a curated record
CACUCGUUUGAAUGUGUGUAUUGUUGAAGAUUCUCCUAAAAUGCUUGGCAUAUUGGAAUUCUCCGUAUGUACUUUCUUUGCACGCGCUCACCAAAUGAUGUCAAUUCACGUUCAUUUAACGUAGCGGCAGCCAGCAAAAUAGCUAUCACCCGCCGGCAGUUCUACGGUUGAGCUCGACGCGUCAGCAAGUAUACGGUGUAGACCUCUGAAUAUUUAAUUGAGUGCGAAAAUCUAAAAAGAAAAUAGGAAAUUGCGCACGCGGUUCACAGUGCAAGAGAAGGCAACAUAAGACUAGAAAAAUUAAGUUAACUAGAAAAAUAUUUGGUUUAAUUAAAGGUUUACAAAUUUAAUACAAAGGCAAAAUGUCCAACGCGCCCACGCAGCAAUCAACAAUAGGCACGAAUGCGGUGUCGCCAGCGACCGCUGCGCUGGUGCAACAACACCAACAAGCAUCACCGAAAGAGAUUCCCGCGCUGAAACGCGCCGCCUUGCAAGUGAUGGCUGGCGGAUCGGCUGGUUUUGUGGAGGUUUGCAUUAUGCAGCCACUGGAUGUGGUGAAGACGCGCAUGCAAUUGCAGAAUACGACAAAAGCGAUCGGAGAGACCCACUACAAUGGCGUUUUCGACUGCUUUGCCAAAAUGUACCGUCAAGAAGGUCUUUUCUCUUUCUGGAAGGGUAUACUGCCGCCUGUUAUAGCCGAGACACCGAAGCGCGCCAUUAAAUUUGUCUGUUUCGAACAAACGAAGCCGCUAUUCCUCUUUGGAGCGCCAGCGCCUACACCACUGACAUUCUCGCUUGCUGGUCUUACAGCCGGUCUUAUUGAAGCUAUUGCCGUCAAUCCCUUCGAGGUGGUUAAAGUGGCUCAACAAGCCGAUCGCACGAAAAUGAAGGAGGCUGCCAGUACUUGGACGGUGGCGCGUCGCAUCGUACAAACGGAUGGUCUAGGCUUUCGUGGCCUCAACAAAGGCGUUACCGCGACAAUGGGCCGCAACGGUGUCUUCAACAUGGUCUAUUUCGGCUUCUACCACAGCGUCAGGAAUUAUGUGCCCGCCUUCGAGGAUAGCACGCACGAAUUCUUCCGCAAAGUGCUGAUCGGCUUCACAUCCGGCACGCUGGCUUGCUUCGUAAACAUACCAUUCGAUGUGGCGAAAUCGCGCAUACAGGGUCCCCAGCCACAAGCGGGCGGCAUCAAGUACAAGGGCACUUUCCGUUCUAUUGGCAUUGUGUACAGAGAGGAGGGCUUCCGUGCGCUCUACAAGGGACUCGUGCCGAAGGUGAUGCGCUUGGGUCCCGGUGGUGCCAUCAUGCUUUUGGUCUUCGAGUAUGCUUACGAAUUUCUACAGGCCAACUUGUAAUGAGUAGACUCAAUAAGUAUUUGUGAAAACAUUUGUAAUUACUGCCCACAAAUAAUACACACAUACAUACAAAUGUGAUUUUUAUAUUAAUUAUUCGAUAAAAUGUUUAAUUUUUAUUUUUAUGCCAUACAUACAUACAAACCUAAGAAAUGUAAUAAAAAGUAAUGUUUUUAUUUUUGGUAAA